Larimichthys crocea (large yellow croaker) is the source of this 5457-nucleotide messenger RNA. RefSeq names its product immunoglobulin superfamily, member 3 (gene igsf3). NCBI's taxonomy places the organism in Eukaryota, Metazoa, Chordata, Actinopteri, Sciaenidae. Bases 1147 to 4317 code for a protein of 1056 amino acids. The transcript has 9 exons. Gene Ontology annotation, cellular component: membrane. The record is from RefSeq and is a predicted model, not a curated record.
CGCGGCCGGGGCGUGGUCUCUGUUUGGUGGGUGGAGGCAAGAAAAAGCAAGCACGCUGGUAAGUUUUCAAAAAGUGCCAGGCAAACAAAAGUGGCUUUAGAGCAAAGCAGGAAACAGGGAAAUAACCUUGGAGACGGAAACACGGUGGACUCUCCUGGACCAGACGCGCCCGCAUUUAUCAGACAGAUUCUAAUCCAGUCAGUGUUUAUUAUGUAAAUGUGCGUCUGUUUGGAAAAACAAAAAAAACAUUCUUGGAUACAUUUUAGAAUUAGGACACACCGGCUCAGGUGUAUCGGUGGUGCGCAAGUGAGGGGUCGGUGUUUGGAGUGAAAGUCUUCAUUGAUUAAUGUGAUGUAUUGUGUCAGAGCACAAAGCCCUGUCUGCCUCAUCUAGAGCGCCCGCCCAUUGGGCUUUCUGCGGAGCGAUAGUGAGGAGAUUGAUUAUAGUCUCCGGGAUUUCCGUGGAGGACGCCAGAGCCUGCCUGCCUGCCUGCCUGCCUGGACUGCGAUUCCCCACAUCAGUGCCGGAAAGAGGAGAGAGGGGCAGGACAAAAAUCAUAACAAGGACUUGCACUCUCACAUCCAUCAACCCCCCCUUGCGCGUAAUUAGCCCCCCUUGUGAGUGAGCAGGUUUCCAAAAUACGUGCUGGACUUUUUUUUUUUCUUUUUCUUUUUUUUUUUUUUUUUAUACCGAGGAGGCGAGUGUGAAUCGCCUCCGCAGUCUCGGAUGCGUAGUAAACCGGGAGUGGGUUGGGUCGCCCAGGCGCUUGGCAUAUACGCACACGUCGUCAGCGAUAGAAGCAGAUAGGUGAGGGUGAAAGCAAGGGGAAAAGACACCCCAUGCUUUUUUUUUCCUUCUCUUCUCUUCUCGCCCUCCCCCUUAAGCAGGAGGACACCGGAGAGGUGAGUCGGACACCGCCGGACUCACCGGCUGUGGAAGCCCCGGCCGCUUCUAUCGCUCGGGAUUCAUAGAUCUCCUCCUCCUCCUCCUUCUUCUCCACCUCCACCACCUCCGUCUUCCUCUUUCUGAUUCAGGACCAACGAUUUUUUUUAAAAACCACACUAUCAAACAGCCCGACUAGUCAUCAUCACCUCUUCAUCUAAAGGGAAUAUUGGAAGUGAAUCUGCGGGGCAACACACGCACACAAUGGCAACCGGUGCGCUCCUGCUCGCCUGUGCGCUGCUCGCCGGUGUUGCCGUGGCUCAGAGAGUCGUAACGGUGCAAAGUGGACCGCUGAUCCGUACCGAGGGCUCUCACGUGACAAUCUGGUGCAAUGUGACGGGCUACAAGGACGGGGUGGAACAAGACUUCGAGUGGUCCAUGUAUCUACCAUCGGCUCCGGACAGGGAGAUCCGCAUCGUCAGCACGGCUCAGCCAAACUAUGCCUACUCCGUUUAUGCCCAGAGGGUGAAUAGCAAAGAGAUCUAUGUGGAGAGGCUGAGCCGCGACUCAGCUGUGCUCCACAUCACCAAAGUGCUGGCUAAAGACCAGGGUCUGUUUGAGUGUUACACACCCAACACAGACGGCCAGUACCUGGGAUCCUACAGUGCACGCACAAACCUCACCGUCAUCGCCGACUCGUUGACAGUCACAGCUCCGGCUCAGACUCUGUCCAAGGUGGAAGGCGACACGCUACAGCUCACCUGCGAGGUGUCUCGGAUCACAAUGCAGCACACUCACUUAUCGGUGGGUUGGUACCUGCGUUCCCCGGAGGACGCUGCCGCCCCGCCCCAGGAGCUCGUCACCUUGUCAAGGGACUUUGUUCUGCGCUCUGGGGGACCGUACCGACAGAGGAUGGCGGCGGGGGAUCUGAGGCUGGAUAAAACCAGCGCCACGUCCUACAGGCUGACCAUUCACAAGCUACAGCCGGUGGACCAGGGUCUGCUUUACUGUCAGGCUGCCGAGUGGAUUCAGGAUCCAGACGGCAGCUGGUUCGCUAUGACCCGCAAGCAGAGCGACAAGACUCAGCUCCGCAUUCAGCCCACGGAUCGGGACUUCAGCAUCCAGGUGAGCACGGAGCGACGGUCCUUCACGGCCGGUGAGCCGCUGGAACUUCGCUGCACCAUCGAGGCACAGAACGUGCCGGAACGUUUCUUCUCGGUGUCGUGGGUCUUCAGCAGCUCACCGGUGGCCGUGGUGGGCCCGAGUGCCGUGCCUGUCCUGGGACCCGAUUACAUCGCCCGUGAGGCGGCCGGACACAUGACCGUGCGUAAAGAGAGCACCAACGUGCACCUGCUCAAGCUGCAGCACCUGCGCCCCGAAGAUGCCGGGAAAUACAUCUGCCGCGUGACGGAGCGGGAGAAGACGCCCACGGGAGAUUUCAUCGACCGCAGCAAGAGGUCGCGCAAUGUCCAGAUCACCGUCCAGUCACUCAAGAGCAACAUCACAGUGACAUUGUCCAGCAACUCCUCUGAGGUCGUAGAGGGCGACGCCAUCCAGUUGACCUGCUCGAUCCAAUCCACUACAGGCCCCCUGUCUGUUGUCUGGCAGUGGACAGACAAGCAGGCGACAGGGCCGGCUCAGGAGGUGGCAUCCGUGGAUCGGGGCGGCACCGUGUGGCACAGCCCGACCUACAGAGAGCGUGCCAGCUAUGGGGAGAUACGUGUGGAGAAGGUGCGGGGCGACACGUUCUCUCUUUCCCUGUAUAAUGCCUUACCUGGGGACGAGGGCCAGUACUCCUGCAUAGCCACCGAGUGGCUUCAGACCGGCACUGAACCGGAGCUAAACUGGGAGAAAAUAGGAGAGAAGUCAGCCGCUAAGACCGUCACCGUCAAAACUGUUGAGUCCUCCUUCAUGGUGUCGGCCUCAUCGCGGACACCAUCAGUCACCUUCGGCGACUCCUUUGACCUCCUGUGCCUGGUGAAGCCUCGCCACAACCCCCGCGUCCCCACCUCCGUCACCUGGCGCUUCAUGCCGGCUGGCACAGAAACGGACGGCGAGGAUCAGGGAGAGUUCAAAGACCUGGUGACUUUCACCCACGAGGGCACAUUGCAGUGGGGGGAGCAGCUGCUGGGGCUUGGCACGCGCACCACGGUGGACCGCUCCCACUCCAACACCAAUUUUCGACUGUCAGUGACCCGGGCAGGUCGUCGCGAGGCAGGGAAGUACCAGUGCACCGCCGUCCUGUGGAGGAGGAACUACGACAACAGCUUGAGCAGAGUAGCCAACCGCACUUCCAACCUGCUCGGCAUCAGUGUCCUACAGCCAGAGAGCAAGCUGCGAGUGCAAAAGACCAACCAGUCUCAGGUGUACCUGGAGGACAGCCGUGUCAGGAUCAACUGCUCCAUCGCCUCUCAGACCAGCCAGGACUCCCAGCACGCCGUGCUGUGGUACGUGAAGCGCGCCAGCGGUUCAGAGGCCGACGAACUCCUGCUGAGAAUCGAACGCUCGGGGGCAUUCGAGUAUGGCGCCUACGCAGACGAGGAGAGGCUGCGGCGCAGAGUGCAGGCUGAGAGGUUGUCACCCCGUCUCUAUGUGCUGACGCUGAACAGGGCGGAGAACAGCGAUUCCGGGACUUAUUACUGCCUGGUGGAAGAGUGGCUGAGCGAUCCAGAUGGAGCCUGGUAUCGACUCGCCAGGGAGUCAUCGGGGUUCACGCAGGUUCUGGUCAAACAGCCAGAGGUUCGAUUGCAGGUGGAGGAAAUGGAUUCAAACGUGACGGUGGAGGAGUCCGGCUCCAUCCGAUUGGGCUGUAGCAUUCCUUCCCAGUCAUCCCGAGACUCCCGCUUCUCCGUCUCCUGGUACGUGGAGCGCUCGGGUGACGAGGACGACGAGGAGCAGCUGGGUGACGAAGAGAAAGAGCGGGAGUGUGUGUUCUCCAUCGGCCAUGAUGCUGUUUUCGGGAAUGGAAACUGCAGUCCCAGGGAGGAGGCGGGGCCAAAUUCUCGCCUGCAGUUUGAGAGGAUGACCUCCGACCAGUACAGCCUGACCAUUCAAGGCGCCCGGCCAACAGACGCGGGCCGGUACUCCUGCCAUGUAGAGGAGUGGCUACUCAACCCGCGCAAUGCAUGGUACCGCCUGACCACCAACAACUCUGGGUUCACUACCGUCAAUGUAGUGCAACAAGUGUCCACGCUCCAGUCAGUGGUGUGCUCCAACGACUCCCUCUUCUACUUCGUCUUCUUCUACCCCUUCCCCAUCUUCGGCAUCCUCCUCAUCGCCUUGCUGCUGGUGCGCUACAAGAGCCGGAACAACAGCAAGAGCCAAGAAGGCAAGAACGGCGCCCCGCUCCUGUGGAUUAAAGAACCACACCUCAGUUACUCGCCCACUUGUCUGGACCCGCCCGCGCUCAGCCUACACCCCGGCUCCGUCGACUAAGCGAGGGGCCCGCACCCUCGCCCCCUGCCUCGCGUACGUCGCGGAUACAGCCAACACAAUGCCAGGGAGCAGAUCUGGACUCCACCUUCAGACCUUACUGUCGUUCACUGCUGUGUUGAAUUAGUCAAUCAGUUGAUCAGUUUUAAAAAUUCCUACCCUGGUGGCUGCCUGUUUUAUGUUAACAACGGUGUGUGUUUGUGUGUGUGUAUGGGUGUGCGUGCGUGGACUAGAGUCGGUGUGCCAUGUUAGCACGAUUUAAUUGUACGAGUGCGAACUGAAGGUUGAGAGAGAAUCACAAGCCUCUCACAUUUUUUUGUUUUUGUUUUCUGUGAAACAUAAUCUCAUAGCUGCAUUUUGAUUUUUAUUACUCUGAAUACUUGUCUAUUUUUCAAAAGAGGGAAAAAAACAACAAAAAAAAAACAAACUGCGCACACGGAGAUCACCGGCCAAUCCGGGAAGAACAUUUUAAGAGAAGGAACUCUAUCUAAACGACUCCGGCACUGAGUGGAUGCCAAAAAAAAGUCUCAGCACUGAUCCAAGAGCAGCCACAGCCUGGCCCACUAUGUUGGUUGCCAUAGUGAUUCUCUGCGCCCACUGACUCAGUAGCUGAUGACUUGGUUGCCAGCCUGCAUAGAGACAAAGGCAAGGACACACAAGCCUGUGUCCUAAAGUGAGGAUGUGUGUAUGUGUGUUGGCCCACCUGCCUCUACAAUGAAUUUGCCUUGGCAGACAGAAACAGGUCCUCGUGCGCCACUUAAACACUGCCAGACACUCUGGCCUUAGUGAGAGACUGCCCCGCUCCUCUAUCCUCCACCUCCUCUCUGAAAAGAGACAGCGAAGGAAAGAGAGGGAGGGACGUCGGAAAUGAUGGAGAAUAAAUGAACAGUCCUCUCCUGCUGAAGAUAUACUUAAUUUAACAUAAGGGAUUUUUUUUUUUAGUGUCCUCUGCAGCUACUGUUUGAAGUUUUAAAGAGAGAGGGUGGGGAGUAAAAGCUGAUUGGUUAUGAGGCAGAUUGUAAAUAUGUCUGCCCACCUCCUGCUGUGGGUUUAUGGGCCUUGUGGGCAAAAGGGCAAUUUUUACACUCAUAUUAAAUCUGUUGAAUUGUCCUGCUUAAAUUACACAGUGUAGGUUAUUGACUU